AUGAGCUCAAGGUCUCGUGGACGCGCCCAGCCGACCGUCGCUAUUCCUAACGUUCUCCGUGAUGGACCACACUGGCACGACCCACAUAGCACAUGCACCAGCACGGGGAGCGGAAGGCUACCGACGACGACAACAAGAGAGCCUUGGACGGGUGCCCACAGCGUUGAGGACUACCUGCCAUGCCCCCUUGCUGUCAUUUGUCUCCUGCUGCCCAACAAGCUCUCGGCGAGCCUGACUAGCCGCUCCCCAAAAUCAUCCACUACCUCCUGGACUACAGUGCCACUGAGUCGCCUCGAAGGGACUGCCAAAACGUCGACUGCCGGCCAACCGAGCAGCAGCCACAGAUUUUCGUGGCCGACGACGCACAGUUCUCCAAGCAGUCACUUCUCGCUUGCUACAUUAAGCCCCAGCGACCAGUUCAACUCGACACUGCUCGAGUGGCUAACCACCUCAAUUGAAGACAUCGCCAACACGGACGGGUUCCUCGACGAGGAGUUCCCUCCUGAGAAGCUGCUGGCGCCUGGGAAGAGCUCGCAAUGGCUGUCCAGAUUAUGA
Microdochium trichocladiopsis is the source of this 555-nucleotide messenger RNA. RefSeq lists its product as uncharacterized. The transcript is spliced from 4 exons. The record is from RefSeq and is a predicted model, not a curated record. NCBI's taxonomy places the organism in Eukaryota, Fungi, Ascomycota, Sordariomycetes, Xylariales, Microdochiaceae. The coding region runs from base 1 to 555 and encodes 184 amino acids.